Thermothielavioides terrestris NRRL 8126 is the source of this 2751-nucleotide messenger RNA. RefSeq lists its product as uncharacterized. The transcript is spliced from 5 exons. The record is from RefSeq and is a predicted model, not a curated record. Gene Ontology annotation, cellular component: RZZ complex. Gene Ontology annotation, biological process: endoplasmic reticulum to Golgi vesicle-mediated transport; mitotic spindle assembly checkpoint signaling. The coding region runs from base 285 to 2351 and encodes 688 amino acids. Lineage: Eukaryota; Fungi; Ascomycota; Sordariomycetes; Sordariales; Chaetomiaceae.
GGGGACAGCUCUCUUGGACUGACAAGCCAGAGCUACACUUGGCCGACCCGCUACGUCAAGUCAACCAGCACCGCGUGCCCAAGCGCUCGACUGAAUCGACAACGUCUACCAUCCUCGACAUUAUAAUCGGCAGUAGACAGUUCAGUUGACCUGCUGGAGGUUAAGCUCACGGCAGCAAAAACGAGAAGCGCUUGGUACUGGUGACCUUGAAGUUGAUUCAACCCUCCCUCUCUACUACGCCUCCAGUCGCGUCUGAAACAGCCACCUCCACCGCAGUGCAAGCCAUGACCAGCUUGCACUCACCCCCGGCGCAACUCGCACAAGCCCUCGUCGACUUCUCCGUUCACGGCUCCUUCCCCGAAGACGAGGUCUCGUCCCUACCACUCGAUGCCGAAUCCUUGUCAGCGGCCAUCAAAGCGCUCGCGGACGCCAAGGCAAAGUUGCGGGCAGAGAUUCACGCCAUCAACGAGGAGACGGCCGACGAUGUGCGAGCAUGGCAGGCGAACGCGCAGUCCGUCCAGGACGACAUCCUUCGGUCCAAAGCGCUAGCCGCCGACAUCGUAAAGGCAGCCGAGGCCCCUGUCGUGUCGGGCAGCGCGGUGCAAGAGAUCGAGGCAAGAGCCGACUUCCUCAUCCGCGAGCUCAACUACAAUGCGCAGGUCCACGAGGCGCUCAAAGGCAUCAAGACCGUGAACCGCACACUGGACGAGGUCGAGCAAGCCCGCGACGAACGGCGCAUACUGGAUGCUCUCCACUUGCUUGAGAGGUCUUGGAAAGAGCUGGAUGCCGUCGGAGCGAGCAAAUCCUGCCGCGCCAUCAAGCUGCUCGACAUCAGGGCAUUCGAGCUGAAGUCGGAUGUUCACGAGGUCUUUGACCAUGUGUGGAACGCCCUUAUCAGUGUCGACGUGGAGAAUCACAGGGUCUCAAUCAAUAGUACCCGAGAAGAUGAGCCCAUGAGUCUUGAGGACGCCGUAAUCGGCUUGAAGGCGUACAAGGAGGUCGACCAACGGAUGAGUCGGCUCUGGCAGAACAUCCACCAGGCCAUCCUUCUACCGAGGAUGGAUUUUGCCGCAGAGACAUUACCAGGGAUCCAUACUGAAAACAAUACACUGGAAGCGCGAGGCUCUGCAGACAAAACUGUCCAUUCCUUGUUCGCAGAUCUCGAGCAGGUUUUCUUGUUCCUAGUUCAACGGCUCCCGCCCGACCUUGUUGAGACCAUUUCGUCUACCCUGCUGCCCGAAACAAUCCACAAGAUCACCUCUGUUUGGCUAGACUCAGCCGUGCCAUCCUCUUUGCACGACAUGGACUCUUUCCAGGAGGUUAUCACAGCUGCUAAAGACUUCUGCACCAGGUUAAAGGCCCUUGGGUUCUCAAACCUCGGUGGCUUGCAAGAAUGGACAGAGAGCGCACCCAGGGUCUGGUUUUCGAAAUGCAGAGCAGCAGCGCUAGAUACCGUACGGGCCAAGCUUUCACAAGGCCUCGGCGCAUCGAAGCGGGUGGAGAGGGUUGAAAAGCAGAUGGUCUCCAGGGCUGAAGGCGAACAGCUGGUCGCCAAUGGCGCUACGGUUUCUGUGGACGAUCACAGCUGGGAUGCCUGGGAUGACGAGGAGCAGGGCGGCGCUGAAGAAGCAGCAAACAGCGGUGCGGAUAAAGCACAGGAAGAAGGCGAGGAUGACGGCCUGGAUGCGUGGGGCUGGGGCGAGGACGAGGCCGCACCGGAGGAGCCCAAUGAGAAACCCAAGGACGAGCCCCAGGAGAGCAAAGCGGACGACGAGGAUGACCCUUCGGCAGCUUGGGGCUGGGGGGACGAAGGGGACAACGACGAGGUUGAGGGUCCAGCACAAACCCAGGCGGCGCCGCGGGGAGGACCGCAGACCAGGGAGCUGGUGUUGAAGGAGAUGUACAGCAUCUCAUCCGUGCCGCAACCCGUUCUGGACCUGAUAUUUUCCGUCUUUGAAGACGGUGCCGCCUUAACGCAGGAGACCCACGCCGGCAGCCCUGUUGCCACUCAAGCAGCAGGACUGUUUAGUUUGCCCACGCUUGCCCUAGCCUUGUUCAGGGCUGUCUCACCUUAUCAUUACGCGCCUGAGGUGGGCGGCAACAUGCAAGUUUCCAGCACCAUGCCAGUUGAAUUCCGUCUAACGGGCACAGGUACCUUUACAACGACUCUACCUAUAUGGCAGAACGGCUAUCCGAAUUUGCCGCGGCCUGGAAACAGCGCGAAGACAUCAGUCCGCGAGCACAAAACAUGCUCCGCCUCGAAAACGACAUCAAAUCCCUCCAAAGUUUCGCCAACCGCACCUACACCAACGAGCUCGCCAUUCAAAAAACCGUCCUGCGCGACCUACUAGGCGGAGAGCAGAACCUGCUGCAACAACCCGACACGGCGGCCGCCGUCUCGGCCGCCACCGGACGCGUGCGCGCGCUCGCCACCGCCUGGGAGGCCGUCCUCGCCCGCUCCGUGUGGCAGCAGGCGGUCGGCGCGCUGGUCGACGCCGUCGCUGCCAAGAUGGUCGCCGACGUCAUGGAUCUGCCCGCCAUCGGCCAGGACGAGGCCUACAGCAUCGCCGGCCUGAUCGCGUCGGCCGAGGAGCUGGACGAGCUGUUCUUGCCCAGCCGGUUGGCGAGGCAUGGUGCUGGUGAAGGGGAAGGGGUGGGGAAAGGGGUCCAGGGACAGGAGAAGAAGAAGGGGAAGGAGGAGGUGGAGGCGGAGGAGGUACCGCUCACGGCGCAAUUCGCCGGCAGCUGGCU